Molecule: messenger RNA, 936 nt
Organism: Rotaria sp. Silwood1
Lineage: Eukaryota; Metazoa; Rotifera; Eurotatoria; Philodinida; Philodinidae
Source: the annotation of a GenBank genome assembly
AUGGGAAAAUAUGCGAAUGCAGGAACAAAUUUAAGUGUACAACAUUUCAAUAUUACAUGUGCUGAUUCUAUUUUAGAUUGGUGUGUCGAGAACAGAAUUGGCUUACCGAACUGUUCAUGGACGAUAGGAACAUUUCGAAGUCAUUUUUAUACCAUGGCAGCCUUACUCAAUCCAUUAUAUCCCGAUCUAAUGAAUAAUAAUAGCGGACUGGCAUUGAUUCGGUUAGGAGAUGGAGAAAUGAAGCUUAUGUUUGGAAUUUCCGUGCGAUCUAUUGAUCCAUGGUCAUGGCCUGGUGGUCAAUCAAGAUUAGGACUUGAUUUGAGAAAAGCAUUACGCUAUCCUAAAUAUCAAUAUAAUGCAUUUAGUCCAGUGUACUAUGGGAUAUAUGAUGCUAAGGACAUUUGUCCUUUCCAUGAACUUCUCACAAUGAUCUACCAGCAUCCAAAAUAUUUAACGUACACAAAUUUAUUCGUCAAUUCUAACUAUCCUAGUACAAAAUUAUUGCACCGUUCGCUAAUUCGAGAUCAUCGGAAAAAAAUUAUUCUGAUUAUUAACAAUGGAACUAGCUCAAAAAAAUUACUUGAACUUAAUGAAUGGGCUUGUGAAAUAGUACAGUAUCCGAAUGAUGGACCAUUGUUAUGGGAAAACCAUCAGUUUAGAGAAAAAGCAAUUGACAAAAUCGUAGCUACAGCAAAACGUUAUAGAAAUCGGCUAUUCGCAUUUUCAGUAGGUCCAUUGACGAGAGUUCUUAUUCAUCAUGCUUGGCUCGAGAAUCCAUUCAAUCGUUAUAUAGACUUCGGUUCUACAUUAGAUGAAAUGAUAAAAGACAGGGUGACUCGACCAUAUCAGUCGAAUACGGAACUCAACCAUGAUCCAACAUAUAUUAUAAAUUUUGACGCAAACAAACGCCUUUUUCAAAUAUCAACUGUUAACUGA